AUGUCUCGUCCAGGGUCACCGCUCCAUUUCACGCACUACUCAUCCCGUCACGCACAGAACCUCGCCGCCAUAGUUAAUGGAGGCUUCAUCUGGACAUCGACCGACGCGGGCGCCACCUGGACAGAGCGAACCGCCGCUGGUUCCAGUAACUGGCAGUUCAUCGCGUCCUCGUCGGAUGGCACGAAACUUGCCGCCGUGGUCUAUUCCGGCUACAUCUCGACGUCAACCGACGGGGGCGUCACCUGGACAGAGCGAGCUGACGCUGGUUUCCGUGACUAUUACUCGAUCGCGUCCUCGUCCGAUGGCAUGAAACUUGCCGUUGUGGUGUAUGACGGCCCCAUUGGGACGUCGACAGACGCGGGCGUCACCUGGACGGAGCAAACCGCCGCUGGUUCCCGUAACUGGAUCUCGAUCGCAUCCUCAUCCGAUGGCAUGAACCUUGCCGCUAUGGUCUACCAGGGCUCCAUCUGGACGUCGACCGAUGCGGGCGUCAGCUGGACGGAGCAAACCGACCCUGGUUCACGUGACUGGCAGGCCAUCGCUUCCUCGUCGGAUGGCACGAAACUUGCUGCCGUGGUGUAUAAUGGCCCCAUCUAUACAUCCGCCGACGCGGGCGUCACCUGGACGGAGCAAACAGGCGCUGGCACACAUACCUGGUGGGCGAUCGCGUCCUCGUCCGAUGGCACGAACCUUGCCGCCGCGGUGGCUCAAGGUUCCAUCUGGACCUACGGAUAA
Nannochloropsis gaditana CCMP526 is the source of this 735-nucleotide messenger RNA. Its product is annotated as bnr asp-box repeat-containing protein. Gene Ontology annotation, molecular function: protein binding. Bases 1 to 735 code for a protein of 244 amino acids. The transcript is spliced from 6 exons. The record is from RefSeq and is a predicted model, not a curated record.